This is a messenger RNA of Dreissena polymorpha, 3243 nucleotides long. RefSeq lists its product as uncharacterized. Bases 250 to 2964 code for a protein of 904 amino acids. The record is from RefSeq and is a predicted model, not a curated record. NCBI's taxonomy places the organism in Eukaryota, Metazoa, Mollusca, Bivalvia, Myida, Dreissenidae. The transcript has 10 exons.
GUAUAAAAUAUUGUGAUUUCCAUGAUUACAGUAUUUGUGAAAAAUAUGUUGCUUAGAUGAUAACAUAAUUUUUUUAAUUAUUUUAAAAACUAACAAAUUGACAACGUUUAACUCAUUUUGAAAGUUAAAAGUUCUGGUUUAAUCAGUACUUUCCGGAUUGCAGUAUUUUCCGGAUGUUUAAAAAAUAUUUACUCUUAGUCUUGCCAAUUGGUAUUCCCUUGGGUCGGCAAUUCUCGCGGUAUUCUAUUGAUGCUUUCGGAAUCCAGGCGGUACUUUAAUCGAUGUGACAUCAUGGAACCACGCCCUCUGUUGGAGUCUAUAGGCAGCAUAUUUCAGCAGAACCAGGCAUCACAAGAUGAGAAGGUGGCUAGGUUCAAGACCCAGAGAGAGGCAGAGCUGGCUCACGCUGCAUAUAUCACUCACACCGUAGCUGAUCCAGGGCAGCUGGCCCGCGCACAGUACAUCGCGGGACACUACGCCAAGAAAAAUGGCAUGUCUGGAACACAUUUCAGAGGCGUUCGAGCUGUACCUGCAAACCCAAAUAUUGAUUUGAUGAGUGCUGGUUCCCUUUCCACAUCAAACCGGAACAACUUUACUGGGGACCAGCUCAGUGAAGCACAAAAUAAAACAACCUUACAUAACAGAGCGCAAAUGCAGAGGGAACAGCUGCUAAAUAGAGCAGAGAUAAGGAGAAAGAAAGUUAUAAGCAAGAAGGACCACAUACAAAGCUCUGAUGUAGUUAUAAUUGAUAGUAGCUUGGAUGAAUCUGCUAUACUGAACACCUCAUUGAGUAACUCCUUCAAUAACUUUCAGACUCAGUCUGUGGAGAUCAAAGCUUCUUCACAGAACUGUUCUUUGGAUGACCCUCUGUCUACAUUCAAAUCAGGAGUUAAAGAUGCGUCUGCCAACAGACCACCAGUUGAGACACAAAGUGGUUCCCAUUCAACGUCCAGCCCCAAUAACCCUACAGGGGACCAGUCAAAACCACGAAGGAACCGAUCCAAAAUAACAAGGGGUCCGCCAAACCCAACAGUGGACCAGUCCAGUGAAGUGGGGAAAAACAAAAAGAAAACAAGGAGUCGAUGGUCAUGUAGAAUUUUGAAUUGUGAAGCGACUUUCUCCGAUGAGAUCAUUCUUGCUCAUCACAUGAAUCUGUUCCAACACUCCCCCUGUAACCCUUGCAUAAGGACCCUCGACUGCAAAUUGCUGCCGGAUCCCUUGGGGUAUGUGUGCCCCGAAUGUGAUAAGAAUUUUGCGGACCUGAUCUCAUGUAAGAACCACAUCAAUAAGAAGCCAGGGCACCUUGGCAUCUUCCCUCCAUUAGAGGUGGCUGCCUAUAUGUGUGCCCAGUGUUUACAGCUGUUUAGCACCCGGGAUGAAUGCACCUCACAUCUAGAGGAGAGCAAACACAGCACCAUCAGCUAUCCAUUCACAGAGGACUGCUAUGUUCAGAGUUCGCCCCUGGAGCCUAUACCGGUGUUUGCCCCCCUAGUUGUGGACUUCAUGGCGCGCUGUUCUAAGAAACCCUACUCUGUGCAGUGCCUGGAGUGUGGUCUGCUGAUGGAGACACCUGCCUGCUAUAGGAACCACAUGUUGGAAACACAGAAUCAGCAUGUCGUGUCGGCCUUCACCGAAGCCAACGUUGUGGAUACAUUUGCUGAGUAUCUGGCCAGUUACUCAUGUACCUCGUGUCAUCGCUUGUUAGAUAGCAACACUGACGGAAAGAAAAGACACGAAUGCGGAAAUGGUGUACACGGAGAGAUCGUGGAAAAUGACACAAGGUCAUUCAAGGAAUUUCUGAGGCGCUGUGCCUUGACACUUGUAAGACCUGUAAAUGUUGAUCCUGACCCUGGACCCAGUGGCGUUGUGAGUGGAGUAAAGAGGAAACGUAGUCAGGUGUUGGUAGGCAGCCAAGAAGGGUCGUCCCCUGAAAGUGAAAGGGCAGGAGUGCAGAAGAGUAGGCUGAAGUUGGUGCUGAGCGACAGUGACGAUGACUGCGUGGUGGUGGAUACACCUCAAAAGACUGGGGCCUGCAGAGUUCUCAAUGAAAUGUCAGUCAAAAGUGGGCAGAAGAUCACGGUGGCUGAUGAGUGUCGUGAUAAAGAUGAAACUGAAAAAUCAGAAAAAUGUAAUAAAGCUACAUAUACUUUUAAGCUGGAUCAGAUCAAAUUCAAUCAGAUCCCAGGUGUAAGCCGGCUUGGUGAAGGUUUUAAGGCAAUAUUCGGUCAGAAUCAAAAUACAGAAAAUGAAAAUAUUAAAAAAAAAUCAAAACAAGAUAGCAACAAUAGUUUGCUUAUAAAAAAUGAUGAAAUAGAAGAAGCAAAGAAAGAUUUUAGUUUUCUCCAAACAAGAGAGUUUACACCACCAGACUUCAUGUUACCUGGCUCCAGUCAGACCGCUGCUUCCACAAGAAGUUUAAGAAGUUCAGACCCAAAAGCAGGCAGCAGCAACAGUCAGGAAGCGGACUCCCAGCUGAGCAAGCGGGACCGUUCCAGGAGCCCCAUAGAUGACAGCCCAGUCAGCACCCCGAACCUCUCCCGUAUGCGCCACUUGAUCUUCCUGGACCUCGACAACUUCGGCUGCUUCUUCACGCGUCUCCCCCGACCCCUGCCAGAUGGGACAUUUGUGUGGGCCUUCCAAGGGGGCAAGGUUGCCUGGUUCGAGCCCCACAAGUGUGCCCUGCUGCAGGACAUGAAGCAGAGGCGGGAGUUCUAUCUGCACCAGAGAUGUGGCACCACCAAGGACGCCGCAGACUUUGCCAUUGUGCUAACAGUGGGUAAGAUGCAUGAGCGCCUUCCUAAGGAGAUCCCGUUCACGAUCGUGUCUGGGGACAAGGGUUUCCUCGAGGUAGAGCGCCAGAUGAAGACUGAGCAGCGACGGGCCAUCGUUGUGGACCCACACGCUGCACUGAAGGAGUCCCCUGAGAUGAUGUACAUCCUCAUGAACAGCAUCAUCGAUGUGUAGCAUAGAAUAUUUAUAGCCUAUUUAUAUGUGAUUAUCGUUGAUUAAUAAAAACUCGCAUGCCUGUGUUCAAUCAUGAUCUGCAUAGUACUUCUGUUCUACAAAAUUAUUGUGCUCUUAUGUUUAGUUAAAAUCUUCUGAUUUCUUGUCUGUUCAUUUGUGUAUUUUCAGUUAUUGUGGUUGUAUGUUUGUAUUUAUGUUCUACUGCUGUACAGAAAUGAGCUAUUUGAAAAUGUCAUGGUAUGAUGCUAUGCAUGAUGAGCAAUAAAUUUAUGAAAAUUA